This is a messenger RNA of Cygnus atratus (black swan), 1462 nucleotides long. It is a transcript of the gene HOXD8, whose product is annotated as homeobox D8. The transcript is spliced from 2 exons. Gene Ontology annotation, biological process: regulation of transcription by RNA polymerase II. Gene Ontology annotation, cellular component: nucleus. Bases 66 to 920 code for a protein of 284 amino acids. NCBI's taxonomy places the organism in Eukaryota, Metazoa, Chordata, Aves, Anseriformes, Anatidae. Gene Ontology annotation, molecular function: RNA polymerase II transcription regulatory region sequence-specific DNA binding; DNA-binding transcription factor activity, RNA polymerase II-specific. The record is from RefSeq and is a predicted model, not a curated record.
GCGGCGGGGGGGAGCAGCGCCCCGCGCCCGCGCCCGCGCCCCCGCCGGCCGCUGCCCCCUCCCCGAUGAGCUCCUACUUUGUCAACCCGCUCUACUCCAAGUACAAGGCGGCGGCGGCGGCGGCGGCAGCGGCGGCGGCGGCGGCGGCGGGGGAGCCGCUCAGCCCCCCGUACUACGACUGCCACUUCUCGCCCGAGGUGAGCGGCCGCCACGCCGCCGCCGCCGCCGCCGCCGCCGCCGCCGCCCUCCUCUACGGGAACGGCGGGGCCGCCGCCGGCUUCCCGCAGCCCGCGGCCGGCGGGGCGGGGGGCGGCGGCGGAGCGGCCGCGGACUUUUACCAGCCGGCCGGGGGGAGCCCCACGGCCGCCUACCAGCCACCUCCUCCUCCCCCUGCCGCGCCUCCGCCUCCUGCCCCCUGCAGCGGGGUUACCUGUCACGGGGAGCCCGCUAAAUUUUACGGAUACGAUAACUUACAGAGACAGCAGAUUUUUACGACACAGCAAGAGGCCGAGCUGGUACAAUAUCCUGACUGUAAAUCGUCCAGUGCUAAUAUUGGCGAGGAACCAGACCACUUAAAUCAGAGCUCGUCUCCUGCUCAAAUGUUUCCCUGGAUGAGACCACAAGCAGCGCCGGGUAGGAGGAGAGGAAGACAAACAUACAGCCGAUUCCAGACUCUAGAGCUGGAAAAGGAGUUCCUUUUUAACCCCUAUCUGACCAGGAAGAGAAGGAUCGAGGUGUCCCACGCACUAGGACUCACCGAGAGGCAGGUAAAGAUCUGGUUUCAGAACAGAAGGAUGAAAUGGAAAAAGGAGAACAACAAGGACAAAUUCCCCGCUUCCAGACAGGAGGGAAAGGAAGGGGAGGCCAAAAAGGAAGCACAUGAUCUGGAAGAAGACAGAGCAGAAGGCCAGACGAAUUAAAUUUUGCCCUAAAAGCCUUGGAGAAUGGCUAUCGAAAUAACGAGCGCCACAGCCCGAGACAUCUCGGCCCCGUGUCCCCCUGGACGUGGUCCUGCGGGGGACGAGUGACCCCGUGUCCUCCGCCUGACGUCCCCCUGCUUCGGGUGCUUCGGUGCUUGCGGUUUUGUUGCGUCUUGGUCUUAACCGUUCCCGGAACAAUCUCUAGAUUUAACAGUUCAUCUAGUCUUUUUUUUUUUUUUUUAAAUUUGAUACAGAGUUUGUAGCAAUACAUUUCUAAUGAUACAUAUAUAUAUAAAUAUAUAUUAUUUUUUGCAAUAUUAAAAGACGGUGAUUGCGGGAAUCGACAUAAACUUCCAAUGAUAAAUACCAAUAAACGAGACAUUUAACAAUGCUUUAUUAAUCAAGACAAGUGCACUCGUACUAUUUUAAUUCUUGUUCUUAUCUAAGGUUGAAUAAAUUAAAUAAAUUAAAUAAAUUUGAAUAAAAGAUCUUAGAAAUAUAUAAAUCUUCUACUAUUGAUAUUUGAUUAAAAUAAACCAAAU